Micropterus dolomieu (smallmouth bass) is the source of this 1139-nucleotide messenger RNA. It is a transcript of the gene rnaseh2b, whose product is annotated as ribonuclease H2, subunit B. Gene Ontology annotation, cellular component: nucleoplasm; ribonuclease H2 complex. The record is from RefSeq and is a predicted model, not a curated record. Bases 161 to 1081 code for a protein of 306 amino acids. The transcript has 11 exons. NCBI's taxonomy places the organism in Eukaryota, Metazoa, Chordata, Actinopteri, Centrarchiformes, Centrarchidae. Gene Ontology annotation, biological process: ribonucleotide metabolic process; RNA catabolic process.
CACAAAGAGAGAGGCGCCUUUUCUGAGCUCAUGUCGUCAGGCAAAAAAAAUAGGCAUCACCUCCAGUAGGCCAACGCUGUUUUCAGCCCAAAUAUAACAUAUAUAGGCAAAACACGUCGCCAAAAAUUAACGUUAACCCUGAAAAGCUGAAUUACACAUCAUGGCUACUAAAAAGAAGCGAACGCCUAAUGUACACAACGACAGCUGGGUUGUCAUUGCCGCAGAACCAGUCGUCGAUACACAGAAACACGAGAGUGACCCAGCUUUUGUGCGAUUAAGGAAUCCCUCUACAGAUGCGGCUUCUCUGUAUAUGCUGAGUAGUGAUGAUGUACAGCUGUUUGAGGUCAAAGCAUUUGAAGAAGAUUUCCACUCUUGGUUUGUUGGUCAGGCAGUACAGAGAGAUGGGAGACUGCUCUUUGUAACACCAAUGGAUCCUCUCUAUCUAAUCUUGCCCUAUUUGAUUAAAUCUGGCAGAGAGGGGAAGUUCCAGCCAGUAGAUCAAGUUGUUAUGGAUGAGGAAUUCCCAGCUUGUUCAAGGCUGCUGAGCUGCACACGCUCCCUGGCCUCCCUGCAUCACGUUGCCGAGGAAAAAGAGGUGGGAAAACUGAAGUUUCAUCGUUACAGUCCAGAGAAGACAAUGAACUGGUUGAAGAAAAAGGUAGAGAGGACAGUCCUCGCACUCAAAGCGAGAAAUAUCUCUGUGGGAGAAGGAGUCAAAUCCUCAACAUACAUCAGAGUAAAGUCAGAGUCAGACUACCAUGAGGAGGACUACCUGCGUUACGCCCAUGGCCUGAUAUCAGAGUAUAUCAGUGAAGACCUGAGCAAAGCCCUCUUCAAACACUUGCAGUUACCAGAACUCACAAGCCCAAAGGAGACAGAACCUCCUUCUAAGAAGCGGAAACUUUCAGACAAACCGGUGGAGGCCGGAGAGGACUACACCAAAUUCAACAGUGCAGACUAUGCGCGGAAACCGCCCAAGAAGAUGACUGCUGCUCAGAAAAGUCUGGCUAAGGUAGACAAGACUGGCAUGAAGACUAUGUCAUCCUUCUUUAGCCCCAAGGGCAAAGCAGAAAAGAAAUGAAUGAGUAUAUAGUUACUGGUUUUGUAUGACGCAUUUGUAAUAAAGAAAAAAAAAUGGA